GAGCCCCACCGCCGCCGGCCUAGUCACCAUCACACCCCGGGAGGAGCCGCAGCCGUCGCCGCCGGCCCCAGUCACCAUCACCGCAACCAUGAGCAGCGAGGCCGAGACCCAGCAGCCGCUCGCCGCCCCUGCCGCCGCCCUCAGCGCCGCCGACACCAAGCCCGGCUCCACGGGCAGCCCGUGGAGUGGCGGCCCGGGCGGCCUCACAUCGGCGGACAAGAAGGUCAUCGCAACGAAGGUUUUGGGAACAGUAAAAUGGUUCAAUGUAAGGAACGGAUACGGUUUCAUCAACAGGAAUGACACCAAGGAAGACGUAUUUGUACACCAGACUGCCAUAAAGAAGAAUAACCCCAGGAAGUACCUUCACAGUGUAGGAGAUGGAGAGACUGUGGAGUUUGAUGUUGUUGAAGGAGAAAAGGGUGCGGAGGCAGCAAAUGUUACAGGCCCUGGAGGAGUUCCAGUUCAAGGCAGUAAAUACGCAGCAGACCGUAACCAUUAUAGACGCUAUCCAUGUCGUAGGGGUCCUCCACGCAAUUACCAGCAAAACUACCAGAAUAGUGAGCGUGGGGAAAAGAACAAAGGAUCGGAAAGUGCUCCUGAAGGCCAGGCCCAACAGCGCCGGCCCUAUCGCAGGCGAAGGUUCCCACCUUACUACAUGCGGAGACCCUAUGGGCGUCGACCACACUAUUCCAACCCUCCUGUGCAAGGAGAAGUGAUGGAGGGUGCUGACAACCAGGGUGCGGGAGAGCAAGGCAGACCAGUGAGACAGAACAUGUAUCGGGGUUACAGACCACGAUUCCGCAGGGGCCCUCCUCGCCAAAGACAGCCCAGAGAGGAUGGCAAUGAAGAGGACAAGGAAAAUCAAGGAGGUGAGACCCAAGGUCAGCAGCCACCUCAACGUCGGUAUCGCCGCAACUUCAAUUACCCACCCAGACGCCCAGAGAACCCUGAACCACAAGAUGGCAAAGAGACAAAAGCAGCAGAUCCACCAGCUGAGAAUUCGUCCGCUCCCGAGGCUGAGCAGGUGGGGCUGAGCGAACACCGGCUUACCAUCUCUACCAUCAUCCGGUUUGGUCAUCCAACAAGAAGAAACGAAUAUGAAAUUCCAGCAAUGAGAAAUGAACAAAGAUUGGAGCUGAAGACCUAA
This is a messenger RNA of Psammomys obesus (fat sand rat), 1147 nucleotides long. RefSeq names its product Y-box-binding protein 1-like. The transcript has a single exon. Gene Ontology annotation, molecular function: nucleic acid binding. Gene Ontology annotation, cellular component: nucleus. The record is from RefSeq and is a predicted model, not a curated record. The coding region runs from base 89 to 1147 and encodes 352 amino acids. Lineage: Eukaryota; Metazoa; Chordata; Mammalia; Rodentia; Muridae. Gene Ontology annotation, biological process: regulation of gene expression.